Molecule: messenger RNA, 2580 nt
Organism: Miscanthus lutarioriparius
Lineage: Eukaryota; Viridiplantae; Streptophyta; Magnoliopsida; Poales; Poaceae
Source: the annotation of a GenBank genome assembly
AUGGAGGUCCAGCAGAAGCAGUUGGGGAGUUUGACAAAUCUACUGGCAGAGGCAAGCAGGUUCUACCGCAGAGCAUAUAAUGAACUGUUCUCAGGUGUAACUACUGAGCAGGAGCCUGAAUCAUCGACUAAUACUCCUGAGUAUAUGCUUUUUGGGUGGCAUCUCUUCUUAAUGCUUCGUUCGAGAUCACCAGAAUUGUUCAAGGACCUGGUGUCCUGCAUCCAUGGAUUAGUUGCUGUGUUGGCCAUACUUUUGAUCCACGUGCCAGUUAAAUUUAGGAGCUUCACGGUUGAAGGCUCUUCUCACUUAAUCAAACAAACUGAGAAAGGCGUGGAUCUUAUUGCUUCGUUAUGCCAUAAUUAUCAUGCCUCUGAAGAACGUUUGAAAGAAAUGAUGGACAAGUCUCACAAGGCAAUAGAAGACGUUUUCGGCAUGAAAGCACUAAAUGCUUCAGAGUGCAAAACAGAAAAUUUGGAUAAGAUAGACACAGAUGGCCUGAUGUAUUUCAAAGGUCUCAUUGAUAUGGAGUCUUUCCAAUCUAAUCUGGAAAAAAUGGAGAAACUAUGUAAUUCUAAUAGCUGUGAAGGGGAGCUUGAUUUUAAAUUAAUUUUGAUUAAUAAUGAUUAUAUCCCCUGUGCUGAGAACUCGUCUGGGGAAUCCACCAAUUUAGGACGUUCAAAGUGUGUCUUUGAAAUAUUGGCAUCCCCCACAAAGACAAUAAAGAACAUGCUGACUGUUCCUAGUUCCCCUUUGUCACCCGUCACCGGUGGUUCAGUCAAGAUUGUGCAAAUGACACCAGUAACUUCUGCCAUGACGACAGCUAAGUGGCUUCGUGAGGUGAUAUCUUCAUUGCCAGAGAAGCCUUCAUCUAAGCUUCAGCAGUUGCUGUCAUCAUGCGAUAGGGAUUUGACAAAUGCUAUCACAGAAAGGGUCAGCAUAGUUUUGGAAGCAAUUUUUCCAACCAAGUCUUCUACUGAUGGGGGUGGCUCAUUAGUCCUCAAUUGUGCAAAUGGCUUUGAUAUUCCAUGGGCAGAAGCCAGAAAAAUGGAGGCUUCCAAGUUGUACUAUAGGGUAUUAGAGGCAAUCUGCAGAGCUGAGUUACCAAACAGCGAUGUAAAUAAUCUAACUCCAUUGCUGUCAAAUGAGUGUUUUCACCGAUGUUUGAUUGCAUGUUCAGCGGAGCUAGUGUUGACGACACAUAAGUCAGUCUUCAUGAUGUUUCCUGCUGUUCUUGAGAGUACGGGUCUAACUGCAUUUGAUUUGAGCAAAAUAAUUGAGAGCUUUGUGAGACAUGAAGAGACCCUCCCAAGACAAUUGAAAAGACACCUAAAUUUCUUAGAAGAACAGCUUUUGGAAAGCAUGGUAUGGGAGAAAGGUUCAUCAUUGUAUAACUCACUGAUUGUUGCCAGGCCAUCUCUCGCUUCAGAAAUAAAAUACCUUGGUCUUUUGGCUGAACCAAUGCCAUCUCUUGAUGACUUAGUGGCAAGGCAGAAUAUUCAUGUUGAGGGCUUGCCUGCUACACCAUCUAAAAAACGUGCUGCUGGUCCAGAUGACAACGCUGAUCCUCGGUCACCAAAGAGAUUGUGCAAUGAAUCUAGGAACACAGUGGUAGAGCGCAAUUUGCAGACACCUCCACCCAAGCAAAGCCACAUGGUGUCGACUAGUUUGAAAGCAAAAUGCCAUCCACUUGAGUCCACAUUUGCAAGUCCAACUGUCAGUAAUCCUGUUGGUGGGAAUGAAAAAUGUGCUGACGUGACAAUUCAGAUAUUUUUUUCCAAAAUUCUGAAGUUGGCUGCUGUUAGAAUAAGAAACUUGUGUGAAAGGGUUCAACAUGUGGAACUGACAGAGCAUGUCUAUAAUGUCUUCAAUCAGAUUCUUGAUCAACAGACAACAUUAUUUUUUAAUAGACACAUCGAUCAACUUAUCCUUUGCUGUCUUUAUGGUGUUGCAAAGGCUUGUAAAUUAGAACUCUCAUUCAAGGAGUUACUCAACUAUUACAGAAAAGAAGCACAAUGUAAACCAGAAGUUUUUCAAAAUAUCUAUAUUGGGAGUAGGAAUAGUAAUGACGUAUUAGUAUCACACCAUGUUGGUAUCAUUAGUUUUUACAACGCGGUGUUUGUUCCAGCAGCCAAGCCUUUCCUGGUGUCACUAAUAUCAUCUGGUACUUGUCCAGAAGACAAGAAGAAUGCUAGUGGCCAAAUUCCUGGAUCACCCAAGCCAUCUCCUCUCCCAAAUAAUUUACCAGAUAUGUCCCCGAAGAAAGUUUCAGCAUCUCAUAAUGUAUAUGUGUCUCCUUUGCGGCAAACCAAGAUGGAUUCACUUCUGUCACCAAGUUCCAGGAGUUUUUAUGCAUGCAUUGGUGAAGGCACCCAUGCUUAUCAGAGCCCAUCUAAAGAUUUGGCUGCUAUAAAUAGCCGCCUAAAUUAUAGCGGCCGGAGAGUAAACAGUCGAUUAAACUUCGACAUGGUGAGCGACUCAGUGGUAGCUGGUAGUCUGGGCCAGCCAAAUGGUGGUUCUACCUCCUUCGAUCCUGCAGCUGCAUUUGGCCCCCUUUCAAAGAAGAGAAAGCCAGAUACUUGA